Musca domestica (house fly) is the source of this 3016-nucleotide messenger RNA. RefSeq names its product titin-like. Bases 17 to 3001 code for a protein of 994 amino acids. The record is from RefSeq and is a predicted model, not a curated record. The transcript has a single exon. Lineage: Eukaryota; Metazoa; Arthropoda; Insecta; Diptera; Muscidae.
GAGUCAAUCGACUGGUAUGACCGGAGGUUCAUCCGGAGAACUGACAAUCGAAACAGGCAACCAGGAAGGAAAUAUUGAUCUGGAUGUAAGUCACGAGGAAACUGUGGGUCAUGACAUCACCGGAUCUGAAAAUCAAGGAUCCCUGAACAUAAAUAUUGAUCAUUCGGCCGGUUCCAGCGGCACCAUUGAAGGCUCCAUUGAAAACACCUUACCAGCUGUAGAUUUCGAAACCAACAAUGACUGGAAUGAUGUUGAUUUUGGAGCUGACACGGAUGAUGUGCCUCCCAUAAAUAUUGACUGGAACACCGGUACUGUAAUACCGGAACCUGUGGUAACAGAACCCAUAAUUGUCCAACAAGAACCCGAAAGUCAAGAACCCGAGCCAGAAGCACCUCAAGAUCCUGAACCCAGUGUUGAGGAACCCAUGACUUUGGAGGCAGAACCCGUUGCUCAAGCACCUGAGGAACACCAACCGGAACCACAACCCACGGCAGAAGAACCCAUUCCAGAGGAACCAAUUGAAUUUGUCACCCAAGUCAUUGAACCCCAACCUGAACCCAUGGUGCCACAACCACCUCAAAUCAUUGAGACUGCACCUCAGGACCCCACUGUGGAGGUGCCUUCAUUAUUUGAUCCAAUUUUGGUACAUAUCCCAGAACCCAAGACAAGUUUACCAGAUGAGUUACCACCCUCUGUUAGUUUGUGGGAACAGGCAUUAAUUAACCAGCCAGUUGCUGAAGAACCCAUGGCCGAAGAACCAGCUCAAGCUGAAGAAGAACCCGCUCCCUUUGAAGAACCUGCACCAGUGGAGGAAACUGCUCCCGCAGAAGAAUCUGAAAUCGUAGAAGAAACUGAUCCCAUGGAAGAAACUGUUCUCAUGGAGGAAACUGCUCCCAUGGAGGAGACUGCUCCCAUGGAAGAAGCUGCUCCCAUGGAGGAGACUGUCCCCGCAGAAGAAACUACCCCCGUAGAGGAAAAUGCUCCCGCUGAAGAGACUGCUCCUAUGGAAGAACCUAUCCCUGUCGAGGAAGCUGCUCCCGCAGAAGAAUCUGUUCCAGUAGAAGAAACUGCCCCAGCAGAAGAAGCUGCUCCCGUGGAAGAACCUGCCACUGUUGAAGAACCUGUCCCUGUCGAAGAACCUGUCCCUGUCGAAGAAACUGCUCCCGCAGAAGAAGUGGCUCCCAUGGAAGAACCUGCUCCCCUGGAAGAAUCGGCUCCAGUGGAAGAAGAGCCAGCACCAGUAGAAGAACUUGCUCCAGUAGAGGAUACUCCUCCCAUGGAAGAACCCGUCCCCGCAGAAGUAGAACCUGUACCCGAAGAGGUACCCCUCCCUACCCCCGAACCAUCCAAUUGGCUGCCGGAACCAAUUGUAUCCGAUCCUAUUCCAGAACCCGUGGAAGAAGUACCAUCUGUUCCAGAACCCAUAGAAAUUCUACCCUUUGAACCCAGUCCCGUGGAAGAUAUGCCCCAGCCCAUUUAUGAAGAACCCACAAUUAUGCCACCCAGCGAAGAGCAACCAAUGACCCUGGAAGAACCACAGCCUCCAACUGAAGUACCUUACGAAGCACCCAUGGUUAGUCCACCUGAACCUAGCUAUGAAAAUCCUGAACCACCAAUGGAACAACCCAUCGAUUAUCCCGGGUCCAUGGUUGAAGAAUAUGUGGAUCCCAUGUAUCCCACAUAUCCUCAGCCUUCCUCCGACUGUGAUCAAGGAUAUGCCGCCUAUGACCUGUACUAUCACAGAUUGAUUCGUGACAUCUCCAAACUUCGUCGACUACGUCAUCGUCUCCUGAUCGAUUUGCAUACCCUUGAUGAUAUUGAAGAUGAGCCACUGCCGGAGCCAUCGUAUCGUCUCAACUAUUACCGUUAUCUGCAUGGCCUGGCACCACGUCUACCAUUUAUGACCGAGCUACCCACAGCCGGCAUGGGAUUCCGUAGAUAUCCAUUCUUUAGGCAAGUUAUGCAUGGUCUACCCAAUCCUGGCAGGUUCCUCAGCUACCGGCCCAAAUAUCAAAUGGCCAGGAUUCCUCAUGGUCUACCUCCACGCAUGGGCAUGCAGUAUGAUAGGUCCACCAUGCGUUAUCCCCAUGGGUUACCACCACGCUCUAGGUACUCCCUGAAUCUACCCUAUCCAGAAAUGCAAAUGCACAUGAGACAAGUUUCUCCUCCUAGAUUCCCUCUUCCUGAGAUGGAACGAAAUGUUCCGCGUCCUGAUUUCCAACAGAGCCUGAAUACUUUGGUAAAGCUUCCCCAAAUUUCUCCACCUCGUCCGGAGUUUCCAAAAGCCGUCAAUCCUCUACUAAAACUACCUCAAAUCUCCCCACCCCGUCCUGAGUUGCAGAAAAAGCUAAGUCCUUGGGCAAAGUUACGCCAAUUUGUUGUACCUCGUCCCGAGCCUCCACUAAACGCAAAUCUGCUAAAUGUUCUUUCCCAAAUUUCCCCUUCCAAACCCAGCUCCGAGGAGCACAGCUUCACUUCUACCCUCACUAAGCUGCCACAAAUUUCUCCACCUAAUGUAGAGUUUCCCAAAGAUUUCUCAUGGAUAACACGCCCACAAAUUUAUCCUCCCAAACCUGAAGCCCCAGAAGGUGAGGGUGAAAUAUCCCCUCCCAAGGAUAUGGUGAUGACAACUCUUCUGAAAUUACCUCAAAUUCAAAUUUCUCCCCCACGUCCCAGUGGCAUUGCAACGUUGGAACUACAUCAAAAUGAUGCCACAGCUACAGCUUCCCCUUCCCGUUUUGAGGUUUCGGCUGACAUUCCAAGACCAAAACUUCCUCUAGUUUUACCUGCACCCCUAACUCUGUCCCUUGAGGCCUCUAACGCAAAUGGUGAACCCAUGGAAAUGUCAACUUUUGAUCUACCACAAAUCUCCCCACAGAAACCUGGAUAUGGCGGUGUAGAGGUUUCCUCAGGUCCAGUAAAUGGUAAUAUUGCCGUCAAGUUUUUGCAUAAUUUUGCGAAUGGUGUCCCCAAGCCUCAGACUUUUGAUAUCAAAGUAUAAAUUUUACGAUUCGAA